This is a messenger RNA of Racocetra persica, 146 nucleotides long. NCBI's taxonomy places the organism in Eukaryota, Fungi, Glomeromycota, Glomeromycetes, Diversisporales, Gigasporaceae. The record is from the annotation of a GenBank genome assembly.
AUGGGAUUUCAACCAGAUUAUGAUAUAAAACCUUACCUUUCGUCAAGAAAAGUGUCUUAUCUAGUGUCACUAUCGGAAUUUACUGAGUUAACAUUUGUGUCACUCCUUGCUGAAUUUGACAUAACUUCUGUAGAAACAGAGCAAAG